GAUGCAGAUCACUUCCUCAUUCUCACUUGAGCACUGUUAACUCUUCUGGCUUUAACUGUGCAGCCUUUACAUUCAGUCAGGCUGGCAGAGAAGGAGGAAAGCAGCAGAGACAGGGAGGACUGGUCUUCUGUGCUGUGACACCUAAUAAGGGUCUCUACAGUCCCAUUGUGCAGGAUCCUGCAAACUGUCAUCACACGCCAAGAUGAGAAGAAGGGACACACCUCUGUGUAAGCAGCAGUCUACACCCUGCCUUGGGAAAGAAAUGCCUCGGCUUUUCCCAAGAAUGUCCAUGAACGAUGUGGACGAGAAGGUCCGUCUCAUGGCAGAGAAGGUGUAUGCCUCUGCCCUGAAAGAGGAGGACAACAAGGAUGCUAUGGCACUCUUCACUGUGCCUGAGGACUGUCCCAUCGGACUGCAUGAGGACCGAGAGCGGGCGCUGAAGAAAGAGCUGGCAGAGCAGCAAUCUGAGGAGUCUGCCAAGAGGAAGAAGAAUUUCAUGCUGAAGCGCUCCCAGUCAGUAUCCUUGCAGAUUCCUGUCUCUGGGGAAUGGCCAAUGUCUGUGUUAUCUCCAGUGCUUCCCCAAACUACAACAGACUCUUUUCUACCAGAGGGAUUUCCAGACUUCCAAAGAGUAACCAUCAGCGGAGACUACUGUGCAGGGAUUACAGUGGAGGACUAUGAGCAGGCAGCCCAAAGUCUCCUCGGUGCACUUUUCAUCAGAGAGAAAUACUCCAGGUUGGCCUACCAUCGCUUCCCAAGGACCAUUGCCCAGUUUCUCCGCACUGCCAAGAAUGAGAAGUGGCAGGAGGAGGAUGAGGUCUUGCCAGACAUCUGGCCGGUCCCUCAUGAAGGAGAGGACCCUUACUCCAUGGAGGGUAUUCCUGAGAACCUGAACUACGAGCUGCAGAUGAAGGAUGGCAUCGUUCAUGUUUACGACGACGCCGAGGCUUUGAAACAACAGCAGCCUCACAGCCUCCCUUACCCCGACCUCGAGACCUUCGCCAUCGACCUGAGCCACGUCCUCGCGAUGAUCGCUGACGGCCCAACUAAAACUUACUGUCACAGACGGCUGAACUUCCUGGCCUCUAAAUUCUACCUUCAUGAAAUGCUGAAUGAAAUGGCCGAGCUGAAAGAGCUGAAGUGCGUCCCACACAGAGACUUCUACAACGUCAGGAAGGUGGACACACACAUACACGCUGCAGCCUGCAUGAACCAGAAGCAUCUGCUGAAAUUCAUAAAAACCUCUUACCAGACGGAAGCAGAUCGCGUGAUCUUGGAGAAGGCCGGUCAGAAGGUCACCCUGAAGGAAGUCUUCAACAACCUUCACAUGGACCCCUAUGAUCUCACCGUGGACUCUCUGGAUGUGCAUGCUGGGAGGCAAACAUUUCAUCGGUUUGACAAGUUUAACUCCAAGUACAACCCUGUGGGAGCGAGCGAGCUGAGAGAGAUUUACUUGAAAACGGACAACUACAUCAAAGGAGAGUACUUCGCACGUCUCAUCAAGGAAGUGGCCAAAGAGCUGGAGGAGAGUAAGUACCAGCAUGCUGAGCCCCGUCUGUCCAUCUACGGACGCUCUCCCAGCGAGUGGGACGGCCUAGCAACUUGGUUCAUCCAGCAUAAGGUCCACUCGCCUAACAUGAGAUGGAUGAUCCAGAUCCCAAGGAUCUAUGACAUUUUCAGGUCAAAGAAGAUAGUGCCAAACUUCGCCAAGAUGCUGGAGAACGUCUUCCUCCCCCUGUUUGAGGCUACAGUCAACCCCCAAAAGCACAAAGCUCUCCAUGUUUUCCUGAAAUAUGUCACAGGAUUUGACAGCGUGGAUGACGAGUCCAAACACAGUGACCACAUGUUCUCUUACAAGAGCCCGAAGCCCGAGAGCUGGACGACAGAUAACAACCCUCCUUACACCUACUACCUGUUCUACAUGUACGCCAACAUCAUGGUGCUCAACAACCUGCGAAAGGAGCGAGGUCUGAACACAUUCCAGUUUCGCCCACACUGCGGCGAGGCCGGCUCCAUCACUCAUCUGGUUUCUGCCUUCCUUACCGCUGACAACAUCUCCCAUGGACUCAACCUCAAGAAGAGUCCAGUGCUGCAGUACCUGUACUACCUGGCCCAGGUCCCGAUCGCUAUGUCCCCACUCAGCAACAACAGCCUGUUCCUGCAGUACUCCAAGAACCCUCUACGAGAGUUUCUACAGAAGGGCCUGUGUGUGUCCCUGUCUACUGACGACCCCAUGCAGUUCCACUACACAAAGGAGGCCUUGAUGGAGGAGUACGCCAUCGCAGCCCAGCUUUGGAAGCUGAGCACCUGCGAUCUGUGCGAGAUAGCCAGGAACAGUGUGCUGCAGAGCGGGCUCUCACAUCAGGAGAAGAAACACUUCAUUGGUUCCAACUACCUGCAGGGUGGACCUGACGGUAACGACAUCAGACGGACAAACGUGGCACAAAUCCGCAUGGCCUACCGACACGAGACGCUGUGCAACGAGCUCAGUUUCCUGGUGGAUACAGAUAUCAGCGCUCUUUUAGCCGAGUGACCGACCAAGGCAGCUCAAACUGUUCAUGAUUGUGUCUUUGCAGAUGAAGAGGUAAAGCAUGGAUGGCACAAACAUUACAUCUAGAUUGGAAAACCAGCGUUAUCACUACUUAUUUCAACGUUAGUGCAGGACUCUGCUGUUGCCUACUUCCAGUGGCGGAGGCAGGGGGUGACCAGGGGUGGCCAUGGACACCUCUGAAAACUGAUUGGCCACCCCAGUGGCCACCCUGAAAUUCUGAAACAUGAUAGUCCAUUUGCCAUGUCAGAGGCAUUACUUAUACUGAAAUCAGUUAUUGUGUUGUUGUGCUUCAACACACUGCAGAGAAACUAGUUUCUGUGCAUUUGAAUAUUGUUUUUGUUGAUGCUUUGAUUUUGGACAAUCAUCUUCAUUUUGAGUCCUUAAAGAGUUCAGUUCAGCACAUUUAAAUGUUGACGCUCUGUCGAGUUACAUUUUUAAUCUUAACAUUAGAAAUCUACAACAUUUGUUAAAUUAUUCUAUGAAAAGGAAUUAAAGUAGAUGUGAUUAUUUCGAGGUAACCCUCCUAGGUUUGGGGUAAGCCCCUAAUGUUUUCCAUGCCUGGCCACCCCUUAACAGUCAGUGCCCCGGUUUGGCCACCCAGGUCAAAACUGUGUGGCUCCACCACUGCCUACUUCAUGUAGCAAAAUGGAAACUUGAUUUUUAGACUUUAUUCAAUGUGAAUCACCAUGUGUGCCUCAUUUUACUGAGCUUGUUUUUGGCUUCUUGCAUGUUACAAAUUCCUUUAUCUAAACAUUAAGUGUAAAGAAUUACAGGAGAAAAAAAAGCCACAGUCAGAUUUGCUUUUCACACUGGAAUGCAUGAUUUGGCUGUGCAAACAUUCACUAAGACCAGUUUAAACUGGAGUGAGGUUGGAACUACUUGUAUGUGCUUUGUCCUGAAAUUAGUGUAACAAUAUAAGAACGUUUUUUUCAAUUUUAUGUAAUUUCUUAUCGUUUUUUUACAUGUAAAUAAAAGGAAAAUAAAAGUU
This is a messenger RNA of Notolabrus celidotus (New Zealand spotty), 3539 nucleotides long. RefSeq names its product adenosine monophosphate deaminase 3b (gene ampd3b). NCBI's taxonomy places the organism in Eukaryota, Metazoa, Chordata, Actinopteri, Labriformes, Labridae. Gene Ontology annotation, cellular component: cytosol. Bases 203 to 2533 code for a protein of 776 amino acids. Gene Ontology annotation, molecular function: AMP deaminase activity. The record is from RefSeq and is a predicted model, not a curated record. The transcript has 16 exons. Gene Ontology annotation, biological process: AMP metabolic process; IMP salvage.